Messenger RNA from Talaromyces atroroseus, 567 nucleotides. RefSeq lists its product as hypothetical. The record is from RefSeq and is a predicted model, not a curated record. The coding region runs from base 1 to 567 and encodes 188 amino acids. Gene Ontology annotation, molecular function: calcium ion binding; microtubule binding. The transcript is spliced from 3 exons. Gene Ontology annotation, biological process: spindle pole body duplication. Gene Ontology annotation, cellular component: mitotic spindle pole body; half bridge of spindle pole body. Lineage: Eukaryota; Fungi; Ascomycota; Eurotiomycetes; Eurotiales; Trichocomaceae.
AUGCCCCCCAAACGACGAGGCGGCGGAGCUCCCAAAGAGAGAAAGACCCGACAGUCGAAACUUGCGAAAGAAAACAACAUCACCGCGGAGGAGGAGAAUGAGAUAAAAGAGGCGUUCGGCCUUUUCGCAGACAAAAACGAUGAGUUUCAAGACCAGAAGGAGGGUGUCAUGCGAACAGAAGACGUUCGACGAGCUCUUGUAGCACUCGGUCUCCCUCCAGAUUCAGCCUCAGAGCUAUCAUCGAUUAUUGCUGCGGUGGAUCCCACCUCCACGGGCUUCGUCACAUAUGACGCCUUUGUCUCUGUCGCAGCCGCGAAACUCCAUAUGCGUAGCGACGACGCACUUGCUGCGGAAGUUGAUGCAGCCUACCGUCUUUUCACCCAAGGAUCGGACGGGCCUAUAACGAUAAAUCACCUGCGACGAAUAGCUCGGGAUUUGAAGGAGGACAGCGUUAAAGAUGAGCUGUUGAAGGAUAUGAUUCGGGAAGCAAAUGGGGGUGACAGCCUACAGCAGGGAGUGACAUUAGAACAGUUUCGUGAUGUUAUGUCUAGAGCGGGGGUUUUUUGA